Schistocerca piceifrons (Central American locust) is the source of this 423-nucleotide messenger RNA. Its product is annotated as general transcription factor II-I repeat domain-containing protein 2B-like. Lineage: Eukaryota; Metazoa; Arthropoda; Insecta; Orthoptera; Acrididae. The record is from RefSeq and is a predicted model, not a curated record. Bases 1 to 423 code for a protein of 140 amino acids. The transcript has 2 exons.
AUGCGCUUUUGGGAAAUGAAGAUGAGAACUGAAAACUGUUACCACUUUCCCACACUGCCAACUCAUGAAAAUGUUGAUUAUAAAAGGUCCCCAGGUAACCUUCAAAAGGUACUUAUUGAACUUCAGGAAGAUUUGUCGGUAAAAUGUAAAUCUGAAGAAAUAAACCUGGUCGAAUGUUAUAAAACUUAUUUGACCGAAGAGAAAUAUCUGCAACUGAGAUCAUUUGCAAGAAGGGAAAUUUGCCUUUUUGGAAGCACAUACAAGUGUGAACAACUUUUUUCUCUUAUGAAAACAAAUAAAUGCAACAUAUGUACAAGGUUAACAGACAACAACCCGGAAAAUACGUUAAGACUCAGUAUAGGUGAUAUAAAUCCAGAUAUCAACAACCUUGUGCUAAAAAUUCAAACUCGGAGCUCACAUUAA